AUGGAAUGGUGUGACCUAAACCAAAAGCAAUGGCAAGACUGCCCCCGCCAAACAUGUGAAGACUUCUUCUCAAAGGUCCUUAAGAAAUUCCAGGAUCUUGAGUAUAUCCCUUAUUUUGAUCCGGAUGAUGGAGCGCAAGUUCCUAAAUGUAAGAUCAAGGAGAAUCCUAUUCUAUUCCAGAAUAUCUUCCCUGGUGGAAUUCGCCUUCCGACUGAUCCCCAGGCUGCUGUUCAAUGUGAGAAAAGGGGAGUGGGCCAGGAUAGCAUACGUGGUGAUCUUAAUCAAUGGAGGGCUCUACAGAAGCUUUAUCGCGAUGCGGGCUGGGCGGGCGAAUUUGACGGAGAGCUUUUCGACAAUAGACGGAGGGAUUUGUUGCGUGUGAUGAAGGAUCUCCAGGGCCAAUCUAGGAGAUGGAACAACAUUCCAGAGGAUAGCAAAACAGAGGAGAUGCGAAUCGCUGAGCGGGCGUUUCGUCAGCGUCGGGAGGAAUUUUGGGCUGAGAGUGCUGGAGAGUACUAUCUUUAA
This is a messenger RNA of Aspergillus pseudoviridinutans, 525 nucleotides long. RefSeq lists its product as uncharacterized. The transcript has a single exon. Bases 1 to 525 code for a protein of 174 amino acids. Lineage: Eukaryota; Fungi; Ascomycota; Eurotiomycetes; Eurotiales; Aspergillaceae. The record is from RefSeq and is a predicted model, not a curated record.